Molecule: messenger RNA, 879 nt
Organism: Vicia faba (fava bean)
Lineage: Eukaryota; Viridiplantae; Streptophyta; Magnoliopsida; Fabales; Fabaceae
Source: the annotation of a GenBank genome assembly
AUGUCAGCCUCAACAGAUUCAUCUCUUACAGCACAAGAAGAUCAGCCUCAACAAAUUCAACUACUAGCAUCAACUGAUGAUGAUUAUGAUGGCGUUAUCGUCGAAAUCAACGACCUUGUUAUGGAUUCUACUACCUUUUUAUCCAUUCUUAGACCUUCAAUUUCAAGCUGGAAACAACAGGGAAAGAAGGGCGUUUGGAUAAAAUUACCUAUUCAUCUGGCCAACCUUGUUGAAACUUUAAUUAAGGAAGGUUUUUGGUAUCACCAUGCAGAACCAAAAUAUUUGAUGCUCGUACAUUGGAUUGCAGACAGUGCAAACACAAUUCCGGCGAAUGCCACACACCGAGUUGGUGUUGGAGCGCUCGUGGUGAAUGAAAAACGAGAGGUUCUAGUGAUUCAAGAAAAAACUGGACAUUUUAAGGGAACUGGAUCCUGGAAAUUCCCUACUGGAGUUGCUGAUCAGGGCGAAGAAAUUUGGGAAACAGCAGUUAGAGAGGUCAAAGAAGAAGCGGGAGUGAGUAAUCUCUUUGUGGUAGACUCAGAAUUUGUUGAAGUAUUAGCGUUCAGACAAAGUCAUGCGUCAUUCUUUGAGAAGUCAGAUCUAUUCUUUGUAUGCUUGUUGCGCCCUCUUUCUUCCGACAUCAAAAUCCAGGAAGUAGAAAUAGAGGCUGGAAAGUGGAUGCCAUUUGAUGAAUAUGCAGCUCAACCAUUUAUGGAAAAGUAUGAGCUUUUGAGGCAGAUUAAUGACAUAUACUUAGCAAAGAUUAAUGGACAUUAUUCUGGAUUUACUCCUGUAUCUACAAAAUCAAACUACUCUAACCAGAAAAAUAGCUAUCUUUACUUGAAUGCUGGAGCCUUGAAGAGAUCUAAUUCUUUAUAA